CUGUGUCAAACAUUUCGUCUUCUUCAGUUCGCAUACAAAACCAAUAUCAACCUGUCCCAAACCACCAAAAAGAAAAAUCAAAAAGAGAAAUAUUUUUUAAAUUAAGAAAUUAACUAGCUGGACUUGAUCGUUAACUCGAAGACUACAAGAUCAGAGCAAGAUCUGACAAAAUCAAACGCGGAGAGUUGACAUAAGUGGAACUGAUAGGUCGGUUGGUCGGAAGAGAAGUCAAGUCAACUGAAACAAAUGCCGGAGGAGGAUUUGGUUGAUAUAAAGUUCAGGUUGUACGAUGGGUCCGAUAUCGGUCCCUUCCGUUACUCGGCCACGUCAACGGUCGACAUGCUUAAGCAGAGAAUCGUCUCUGAUUGGCCCAAAGGUAAGACAAUUGUUCCUAAGGCAGUGAAUGAAGUCAAAUUGAUAAGCUCUGGUAAAAUUUUGGAGAAUAAUAAGACUGUUGGCCAGUGUAAAGUACCUUUUGGUGAUUUACCAGGGGGGUCCAUUAUAAUGCAUGUUGUUGUACAGCCAUCUCUAGCAAAAACAAAAACAGAAAAGAAGAUUGAUGAUUCACCAAGGAAAAUUGUCUGCUCAUGCUCCAUAUUGUGAAGGGAAAAAAUUAAGAGUUGGGGAAUUGUUUGCCUUGGUAUCAAUAUCUCUGUAUUGUGAAGGGAAAAAAUUAAGAGUUGGGGAAUUGUUUGCCUUGGUAUCAAUUAUCUCAGGUACAGAAAUGUUUCAUUUAAGUAUCAUCUAUUCGGUGUGGUUGUAUUCAUGUGUACAAGUGCUCGGUGGAGGCAAGAUUAUGAUUUAUCUUUUUCGUUUUUCUUUUAGAAGCUUGAAUUAUUGUAUUCAAAGCUGUAUAGGCUACUACAUGUAAAGACAAUCUCAAUGAAUGCUCAGAGAAAUGGCUGUGUUAAUGUUGA
Molecule: messenger RNA, 917 nt
Organism: Mangifera indica (mango)
Lineage: Eukaryota; Viridiplantae; Streptophyta; Magnoliopsida; Sapindales; Anacardiaceae
Product: membrane-anchored ubiquitin-fold protein 3
Exons: 4
Coding region: 247-603 (118 amino acids)
Molecular function (GO): protein binding
Source: RefSeq, a predicted model, not a curated record